CCUGGUGGCCGUGACCAGACGAGGGAGAUGCUGCGGUCAUCGGUCAGUAGAAAAUCUACCCCACCAUCCACGUCUCCAUUCUCCAGCCUCACCACAAACUCUCUACCCACAACACGAUCUGUAUUGAACAACUCCCCUCCCAGCCUAUGUUUUCACGACUCUCACAGCUAGCACGACACUUCUCCCGGCCUCUCCCAAAUUACGCACAUACAUCUGCUGCCGCGCUGUCGUCGAAAUCAAGUCGCAUCAUGACAUCAUCAGCUGGAGCUGCUGCCACGGCGGAUGAGAGGAAUGCGAGGAUGAUACAUACGGCGGCUUGUUUGAUUAUUGGGGAUGAGGUUUUGGGUGGGAAGACGGUAGAUACAAACAGCGCAUAUAUGGCGAAGUUCUGCUUCCAAUUGGGAAUGGCACUUAAACGAAUUGAAGUCAUUGCCGACGACGAAGACGAGAUCAUAGAAGCAGUCAAACGAAUGAGCACAAACUACGAUUUCGUCGUUACAAGUGGAGGAAUUGGUCCAACACACGACGACAUAACCUACCAAUCCAUCGCCAAAGCCUUCUCCCUCCCCCUAAUCCUCCACGACGAAGCCUACACCAAAAUGAAGAAAUUCUCCAAACCGCACCCCUCCCAACCCAACUUCUCCUGGGACGUCCCCUCCGCAGCCCUAACCGCCAAACUCCGCAUGAUCGAGCUCCCGACCGACACGUCCCGCCCGCUCUCCAAACAAGUUCUCUUCCCCGUAUCAGACCUCUGGGUCCCCGUCGCAUGCAUCAACGGCAACGUGCACGUCUUACCUGGCGUCCCGAGACUGUUUGAGAGGUUGCUGGAUGGGAUGAAGCCGUUGUUGGUGGAUAGGUUGGAGGAUCCCGGGAAGGGGAUUCAUAGGGUAUUGAUUAGUACGCCGAUGAGUGAGAGUGCUGUGGCGGGGUAUUUGACCGAGUUGGCGGGGCGGGUGGAGAGUAAGGGGGUUAAGGUUGGGAGUUAUCCGCGGUGGGGGAAGAAGCAUAAUACGGUUACGUUGGUUGGGAAGGACCGCGAAUUCCUGGAAAGCCUCGUAGCAGAAGUCGAGAAGAACGUCGAGGGAAAACGCGUGCAAGUCGAAGGCGAAGAUGACGCAGAGGGCGAGAAGCAAUCAUAGUAGUAAGCAUCCAGAGCUCGGAGCGCAAGUAUCUGGGAGGUGCAGUAUGGGACGGGGGAGAGAGAAAAUAAGCCUGCAAACGGGGGAGCAAAGAGUGUUCGCUCGAGAUGAUAUCCUUUCAUGGACAGAGCUUUGUGCAUAUUGCAAAUUUUCAGUGGGCGAGGAGAGAGAGAGAGAUGCAGCGAACAAGACAACGCGAGAAAGCUAGAAGGUAGGGAGUUGUUGCAAUUUUCAGCUGCAGAUACAAACUCAAAACUGUAGAAUGUAGAACCAUACUUCUUGUUGUGACACUUGACCAACUGACUCUCUUUCUGUGUAUCUGUUGAUUUCUCCGCUUGCCGCUUGUUGGAGUCUGGGAGUCUGGGAGUCUGGGUGUCUGCGUGUCUGGGAGCGAUGAAAGACAAAAUGAAGUUGGUAGUAAAUUGGAAGCUUGGUACCUAGGCCAGAACGGAAAUGUAUACAAACCAUGAAACAGGAAAAGAAAAAAAAGAAAAAAAACAUUUUCCUUGCACUUUAGUCACACAAACCGAGGAAAGAGGUAUAAAUCACAGUCAGAUAGAUUAUCCGAUACGAUAUUUGCCUGCCUGCCUGCCUGGCUGGCUGUAGAAGGGGAUGGAUAUUAAGUUACCCGUUUUUCGCUUGGUUGGUUGGUUGGUUGGUUCAUUUACGAUUGAGAGGUGAGGAUUGGAGGGUUCGGGGUUCGUUUUUUUUUUUUUUUUUUUUUUU
Messenger RNA from Cadophora gregata, 1865 nucleotides. RefSeq lists its product as uncharacterized. The record is from RefSeq and is a predicted model, not a curated record. The transcript has 6 exons. Bases 147 to 1139 code for a protein of 330 amino acids. NCBI's taxonomy places the organism in Eukaryota, Fungi, Ascomycota, Leotiomycetes, Helotiales, Ploettnerulaceae.